Molecule: messenger RNA, 699 nt
Organism: Anopheles coluzzii
Lineage: Eukaryota; Metazoa; Arthropoda; Insecta; Diptera; Culicidae
Gene: lwr
Product: SUMO-conjugating enzyme UBC9-B
Exons: 1
Coding region: 160-639 (159 amino acids)
Biological process (GO): protein sumoylation
Cellular component (GO): nucleus
Molecular function (GO): SUMO conjugating enzyme activity
Source: RefSeq, a predicted model, not a curated record
GGAAGCUGUCAGCCCAUACGCAUCAUAAACAAUAUUGGGCGCGUGGAAAGCAGCGUCGCGUAGCUCCCCCUAAAAAAAUUAGAACAUCCUACGCAUUCCCAGAAAAAAAGCGACCAACCAGCACCAUAACCAAGAGACUGCGAGUCCCCCGACCGAACCAUGUCCGGAAUAGCAGCAUCGCGACUCGGCGAGGAGCGCAAAGCUUGGCGCAAGGAUCACCCGUACGGCUUCGUCGCACGUCCGGUGAAGAACACGGACGGAUCGCUGAAUUUGAUGACCUGGGAGUGUGCCAUACCCGGCAAGAAGGGCACCGCCUGGGAGGGUGGACUGUACCGGCUGAAGAUGAUAUUCAAGGACGACUAUCCGACGAGCCCGCCGAAGUGUAAGUUCGAGCCGCCGCUGUUCCACCCGAACGUGUACCCCUCCGGGACGGUGUGUCUGUCGCUGCUGGACGAGGAGAAGGACUGGCGCCCGGCCAUCACCAUCAAACAGAUCCUGCUCGGCAUACAGGAUCUGCUGAACGAACCGAACAUCAAGGAUCCGGCCCAGGCGGAAGCGUACACCAUCUACUGCCAGAAUCGGCUGGAGUACGAGAAGCGCGUGCGUGCACAGGCCAGAGCAAUGUCGUCGGCCGACUAAGCGGCGGUCCCCGCGGUUACGCGGAUCUAAUGGAAAUAAAUUUAUUUAACCCCACUACAA